AUGCUUAUGAAUGGCGUCGAAGCUCUCGCCACGCUUGCAUUGAAAGACCAAACAGCCCGCAGCUAUGGCGCGCAGUUUCACGCAGAAGGCUAUCCAGACGUGGUCAUUGAUAUAGAGCCUCAGCAGCCAGCCACCGAUGUUUUGAAUGAAAUUAUGCUUUUGUGCAUCUUUUUCGGAAUGGACCGCGUGAUAAGAGAGCGAGAAUAUCGAAAUGCUAAGAUUCUCUGUUUUUGGGACAAUGUAGUGGUUGCGCAGGUGCUUUUUGAGCGACCGGGGUAUCAGUCAUCGGCAAACACUACUGACGUAUUGUCUCCGACAGCAGAAAGUCCCGGUGGAUCUGGCAACAUCUCAUCGCUAAUCACCACCACCAACGACACUCUCCUUGAAGCCGUUACCCCGCGCUUCUACUUUCGCCCAGACAGCCAAAGUCUUCCCACCCCAAAUGUUUUCGGUACCGUAAUCACGGUCCUCUUAGCCUUCGCCUAUGUACCUAACACCGACCCCUUAGAAGCAUAUACCGUUGUCAGAACCGGUGCCGAGUGGGACGUCUCUAUGCUUUUCGAAUCAACCUUAAUACGCACACGGCCACCAUACUUCGAGUAUAGGUGGGCGAUCGAGACUGUGAGACAGAUGCCAGGGUUUUUGUUACAGCAAGGACGGUUCGCAGAGCUUAUCAUUGGCGUUAUCGUCGAUGGCGUGCAUGUGGGAAAUGCGCUUUUGGUGAAGGGGGAGCCUAACGAUCUAGUGGAGAAGGCGGGUGAAGCGGUGCCUAAUGGCGAGACUUGUGAGUCUGCAAAAGCUGAAUUAAUACUCCCAGGCGAGAAUGUUCCUACUGCAAAAUAG
Letharia lupina is the source of this 843-nucleotide messenger RNA. RefSeq lists its product as uncharacterized. Bases 1 to 843 code for a protein of 280 amino acids. NCBI's taxonomy places the organism in Eukaryota, Fungi, Ascomycota, Lecanoromycetes, Lecanorales, Parmeliaceae. The record is from RefSeq and is a predicted model, not a curated record. The transcript has 2 exons.